CUAUGAACAUUCACACUUUUCAUCAACAUGGAGUCCCUUCAUUGGUUUGCUUGUCUCCUUACUGCGGCGCUCCUACUCGUCUCUACUUUCUUCCGUCGCCGGAGACACCUAGCACUGCCGCCUGGUCCUAAACCUUGGCCCAUAAUCGGUAACCUAAACCUCAUUGGCCCCCUUCCCCACCGAUCCAUUAAUCAACUCACCCUUAAGUAUGGACCAAUUAUGCAACUCCGAUUCGGUUCUAUCCCCGUCGUUGUUGGGUCAUCCGUCGAGAUGGCUAAGGUUUUCCUAAAGACCAUGGAUGCCACGUUCGCCAACCGCCCAAAGUUGUCUUCCGGAAAGUACACCACCUAUAACUACUCCGACAUCUUAUGGUCUCCUUAUGGGACCUAUUGGCGACAGAUGCGUAAGAUUUGUCUUAUGGAGCUCUUUAGCACGAGGCGGUUGGACUCGUACGAGUUCAUCCGAGUCGAGGAGUUGAACUCGAUGCUUAUAAACAUGUUUAAUUCAGCUGGAUCUAUUAUUAAAGUGAAGGAUUAUUUGACCACUUUCAAUCUUAAUAUCAUCACAAGAAUGGUUCUUGGAAAAAGGUAUCUAGAUAAAGAUGAUAAUUCAGUUAUAUCAUCGGAAGAAUUUAAGAAGACAUUAAAUGAGUUGUUCUUGCUAAAUGGGGAGCUCACUAUUGGGGAUUCAAUCCCAUGGUUGAGAUUCUUUGACUUGGGUGGACACAUUAAGAGGAUGAAGGAAUGCACAAAAGAGAUCGACAAAUUCCUAGAUUACAUUAUUGACGAGCACAUUGCGAGUAGGUCCAAUGAAAAAGAUAAUUGUGUGGCCAAUGAUAUGGUAGAUGUGUUAUUGGAAGUAGCCAACGACCCAACUCUAGAGGUCAAGCUCGAAAGGAACUGCAUCAAGGCUGUGAUUCUGGAUCUUUUGGGAGCUGGAACCGAGAGUUCAUCUAUUGUAGUAGAAUGGGCAAUGUCAGCUAUGUUGAAGAAUUCAAAGACCUUAAUAAAGGCACAAGAGGAGUUGGAUUGUGUCAUUGGACCCAACCGUUGGGUUCAAGAAGAUGAUUUGAUAAAUCUCCCUUAUAUAGAUGCUAUAUUAAAAGAAUCUAUGCGCAUGUACCCGGUGACUCCAAUGAUCGUGCCUAGGGAGUCUAGGGAGGAUUGUAAGGUUGAUGGCUACGACAUUCCUAAAGGAACUCGUGUUUUAGUGAACAUGUGGAGCAUUGGGCGAGAUCCAACCGUGUGGGAUGAACCACAACAAUUCAAUCCAGAUAGGUUUAUUGGGAAGACAAUUGACGUGAAAGGGAAUGAUUUUGAGCUUCUUCCAUUUGGGGCGGGCAGACGAAUGUGCCCUGCGUAUAACCUAGGGUUAAAGAUGGUCAAAUCUAGCUUGGCCAACCUCUUGCAUGGGUUUAAAUGGAGUUUGCCUAAUGGAAUGGACCCCGAGGACUUGAACAUGGAUGAAAUUUUUGGUCUUUCAACUAUAAUGAAAAAUCCUCUAAUGGCUGUGGUUGAGCCUAGACUUCCACUCAAUUUAUACCAUACUAUAUCAAACAAAUGA
Molecule: messenger RNA, 1563 nt
Organism: Impatiens glandulifera
Lineage: Eukaryota; Viridiplantae; Streptophyta; Magnoliopsida; Ericales; Balsaminaceae
Product: trimethyltridecatetraene synthase-like
Exons: 3
Coding region: 28-1563 (511 amino acids)
Molecular function (GO): iron ion binding; oxidoreductase activity, acting on paired donors, with incorporation or reduction of molecular oxygen; monooxygenase activity
Source: RefSeq, a predicted model, not a curated record